Miniopterus natalensis is the source of this 4709-nucleotide messenger RNA. NCBI's taxonomy places the organism in Eukaryota, Metazoa, Chordata, Mammalia, Chiroptera, Miniopteridae. The record is from RefSeq and is a predicted model, not a curated record.
AUAUAGGAAAAAAAGUAGACUAUUUAAGAGUCUAUAACUGUGAAACAUCUGCUGAUUGAAGUAUAUGGCUUUUUUUUUCCUUUAGGAAAGGAUACUGACAAUUUUUCCACCUGUUGCAUUAAUGAUUGCUGUCACUACUUGGGCUUUCAAGAAGAAGCUUGACACCAUUAGAAGCAAUCUUUGGAAAAUUAAAGAAACUAAAAGUGAUAAAGUAAUUGCUGCCAACACACUAAUAACCCAAAGAAGAGCAUGCGAGUCAUUGAAAACCCAAGUAAUCCACAGUUGGCAGCUGAAAAUCCAGAUGAUGAUGGGAGUGUAGAGGAAGAUAAGCCAGAAAAGGCAAAUAAGAAGGUUACAAAAGCAGUGUGCCGGGUGACUACACAAGAAAUGGAACAGGAAACUCGCGAGAGGAAGGUGGACCCUUCGCAUCAGAAAGUACAGGCGAGGGUACAGCCAGGCUUCGCUCACCAGCCACCUGAGAAGGCAAGUGAGGAGGAAGGAAAUCAUUUAGAUGAGGAAGAGCAGCUGAAGCAAGUGCGCCAGCUCCGGGGAGGUGAAGAAAUGGCAAAGGAGAUUAAGAGGCAGAUAAGAAGGAAACUCAGAGAGCAGCUGGCUUCCUUCCCCUCAGGUACUUACUUGCAUGAUGACAAAUUGAGCAGUGAAAAACAGAAAAAGAAAAAAAAGAAAGCUCAAGGCCUGUCUAAUGCUGAAACAAGUGCAUUGCCUUUUGAUGACACAGCUCAAGGUGAACAAAAGGAGGAGAGACUAGUUGGAACAGUUACUUCAGAGAAUCAUCAAGAUGAUGAAAUAACCACUGUGAAACAAAACAUAGAAGAGAGCAUGCAAGAUGACACAAAAUUCAAACCAAACAAAAAGAAAAAGAAGCCGAAAGCAGUUUCAGAUAAUAAUGAAGACACUGAUGGUGAUGAUGGUGUUCAUGAAAUAACAAGUCGAGAUGGUCUAGUUUAUCCAAAAUGUUUGCUUGAUGAUGACCUUGUCUUGGGAGUUUACAUUCACCGAACUGAUCGACUUAAGUCAGAUUUUAUGAUUUCUCACCCGAUGGUAAAAAUUCAUGUGGUUGAUGAGAUUACUGGUCAGUAUGUCAAGAAAGAUGAUAGUAAACGACCUGUUUCAUCUUACUUUGAAAAAGACAAUGUGGAUUAUAUUCUUCCUAUUAUGACCCAGCCAUAUGAUUUUAAACAGUUAAAGUCAAGGCUUCCAGAGUGGGAAGAACAAAUUAUAUUUAAUGAAAACUUUCCCUAUUUGCUUCGCGAUUUUGAUGAGAGCCCUAAAGUCAUCCUGUUCUUCGAGAUUCUUGAUUUCUUAAGCAUGGAUGAAAUUAGGAAUAACUCUGGAAUUCAAAACCAAGAAUGUGGCUUUCGGAAAAUUGCCUGGGCAUUUCUCAAGCUUUUAGGAGCCAAUGGAAAUGUAAACAUCAAUUCAAAACUUCGCUUGCAGCUGUAUUACCCACCUAGUAAGCCUCGAUCUCAAGUAAAUGUCGUUGAGGUUUUUGAAUGGUGGUCAAAAUGUCCAAGAAAUCAUUAUCCAUCAACGUUGUAUGUGACUGUAAGAGGCUUGAAAGUUCCAGAAUGUAUAAAGCCAUCUUACCGAUCUGUGAUGGCUCUUCAGGAGGAAAAAGGUAAACCAGCAUAUUGUGAACAACACCAGGAAUCGAGUUCAGUAGAUACAGAACCUGGAUUAGAAGAUUCAAAGGAAGUAGUAAAGUGGAAACGACUGCCUGGGCAGGCUUGCCGCAUCCCAAACAAGCACCUAUUCUCACUGAAUGCCGGAGAAAGAGGAUGUUUUUGUCUGUCUUUCUCUCACAAUGGAAGAAUAUUAGCAGCAGCUUGUGCCAGCCGAGAUGGAUAUCCAGUUAUUUUAUACGAAAUUCCUUCUGGACGUUUCAUGAGAGAAUUGUGUGGCCACCUCAAUAUUAUUUAUGAUCUUUGCUGGUCGAAAGAUGAUCGCUAUAUCCUUACUGCAUCGUCUGAUGGCACUGCCAGGAUAUGGAAAAAUGAAAUAAACAAUACACAUACUUUCAGAGUUUUACCUCAUCCUUGUUUUGUUUACACGGCUAAAUUCCAUCCAGCUGUGAAAGAGCUUGUGGUUACAGGAUGCUAUGAUUCUGUGAUCCGGAUAUGGAAAGUUGAUAUGAAAGAGGACCCUGCCAUAUUGAUCCGACAGUUUGACACUCACAAAAGUUUCAUCAACUCUCUCUGUUUUGAUACUGAAGGUCAUCACAUGUAUUCAGGAGACUGCACGGGGGUGAUUGUUGUUUGGAACACCUAUGUCAAAGUUAAUGAUGUGCAGCAUUCGGUGCGCCACUGGAGUGUAAAUAAGGAAAUUAAAGAGAGUGAGUUUAAGGGAAUUCCAAUAAGUUAUUUGGAGGUUCAUCCCAAUGGAAAACGUUUGCUAAUCCAUACUAAAGACAGUACUUUGAGAAUUAUGGAUCUCCGAAUAUUAGCAGCAAGGAAAUUUGUAGGAGCAGCAAAUUAUCGGGAGAAGAUUCAUAGUGCUUUGACACCAUGUGGGACUUUUCUCUUUGCUGGAAGUGAGGAUGGUAUAGCAUAUGUUUGGAACCCAGAAACGGGUGAACAAGUAGCAAUGUAUUCUGACCUGCCAUUCAAGUCACCCAUUCGAGACAUUUCUUACCAUCCACUUGAAAAUAUGGUUGCAUUUUGUGCAUUUGGACAGAAUGAGCCAAUUCUUCUGUAUAUUUAUGAUUUUCAUGUUGCCCAGCAGGAGGCUGAAAUGUUCAAACGCUACAGUGGAACAUUCCCAUUUCCUGGAAUACACCAAAGUCAAGAUGCUUUAUGCCCCGGCCCUAAACUGCCUCAGCAAGGCUCUUUUCAGGUCCAUGACGGUGUCCACACUGAAGAUUCUUCCUUGACAAUGCAGCAAGUGAAACAAAGACUUGAUUCUGUCACAGAGGUGAUACGAGCCAGUGCUGCAAAGGUCAACAAAAAUCUCUCGUUUACUUCAACAUUAGCCUCCUCACAACGGUCUAAGUUAAAACAGUCAAACAUGCUGGACACUCAUCAGAUCCCGCGUCAGCUUGGUUUCGCUCAGACUGGAAUUGUCAGCAUAGAAAGAAUGCCUUGUAACCAUCAUGUAGAUACAGUACCAAUGGUAGUGGCUCUUUAUGACUACACAGCGAAUCGAUCAGAUGAACUAACCAUCCAUCGCGGAGACAUUAUCCGAGUGUUUUUCAAAGAUAAUGAAGACUGGUGGUAUGGCAGCGUAGGAAAGGGACAGGAAGGUUAUUUUCCAGCUAAUCAUGUGGCUAAUGAAACACUGUAUCGAGAACUGCCUCCGGAGAUAAAGGAGCGAUCCCCUCCUUUAACCCCCAAGGAAAAAACCAGAAUGGAAAAACCCUUUUCAACUUCUCAAAAGUCAGUCAACAAGGACAAGUCUCAGGAUUUCAGACGGGGCUCAGAAUGUAUGACACAUAAAGAGUUGCAGAAGAGUGAAGAGACAAAGAACCAAAUACAGAGAAGUAAAAUGACAAAUUAAACCAAACGGAAUUUCUCUUCAGAGUUCAGAAUUUUCAGAAAUUAAGGAAGAAAGGAAGGAUCUACUGUUCUUGUCCUUAUGAGAGAAUCUAGAAAAAUCAGAAGCAAGGAAUGCUUGAAAAAAUAAAUGUGGCCUUUUGAGCUUGUUAUAAACCAGUGUGAUUGCUGUUGAUCAAAGUAUUGGUACUUGUAUUUAUUAGCAGUUGCCUCAAAAUUAUAUAACUACUGUUCAAAACCAGUAAAAACCAUAAUUGCUACUCAGCAAAUGUGAAGAAAAAGUGUUUGUGUUGUGAGGAAGUUCAUCAGGUAAUUAUUUAAUAUUAUUAUAUCUUUAAUGUGGUUAUAUGUGUAAUGUUAUGCUCAAAAUAUGAAGUAUCUGCUUUUCAAAUUUAACUUUAUUUAAAAAUAUAAGCAGUUUCAGAAUAUUGUAUAUUCAAAAUGAUUACCAUAAGAAAGGCAUUAAAAAGGGAACAAAUUUGUGGGGUUUUUUAAUGAAUCAUGUAUGUAGCUUGACACCUAUAAACUAAAAUGUUCUUUGGUUAGACUGGCAACAGUUUUCAAUUUCUUUACUUUAAAAAAAAGUAUUUCAUAUUUAAACAUAUAAGUGAUUUCUAGACUAACAUUGUUUAAUACGUAUUUUAGUCUUAAUAUUUGUUUAUAAGUUAUUACUUUGCAUUAUUUAUUUUUUAGUUCCAGAAUAAUGGUUGUCAUUACUAUGUUACUAUAUAUUUUGAAAUGUGAUGUUAUAAUAGGAAAGUUCUGUGUGAUUAUAAGUCUGUCAAUGAAAUAUUUAACCCCAAAAAGCUUAAAACUAAUAUAAAAUUAGAAAACUUAUUUACCAAAUUAGACAAUUGAUUCCAUUAAAAUAAGAAGUGAGAAAAACAGAGCUGGGCAUUGAGGUGUAAAUUCUGCCCAGAUGUAUACCCGAUGUGAGACAUCUUCUAGUAAAAACAUACUUGGCUCUCAUCCUGCACAUGUGGCGGCACGAACGUUGGUAAACAGGCCCCGCUGUGCAGAGCUUGAGGGAGGGGCCCACAGAAGUCUGUCCUGGUAGCGCUGCGUCCUCACUGUCCUGGCGCCUGUCUGUGCUUCAGGUGUGGCUGGGCCCGCCAGCUUGAGCCUCCCUUGUGCAAUCUUGGCCUUUAUGUCUUGAUAAUUAAGAAAUAAAAAUAUGCGUCUCCCUAUGGUUUCAGCUCA